Aspergillus piperis CBS 112811 is the source of this 1155-nucleotide messenger RNA. RefSeq lists its product as uncharacterized. The record is from RefSeq and is a predicted model, not a curated record. Bases 121 to 954 code for a protein of 277 amino acids. NCBI's taxonomy places the organism in Eukaryota, Fungi, Ascomycota, Eurotiomycetes, Eurotiales, Aspergillaceae. The transcript is spliced from 3 exons.
CAGAACAAGAUAUAAGAGAGCACAAAGUUCUCCUUCUCCGUUCUCAUAUACCCAGUCAAUUCUAUGUAAAUCCAAAUUCUCGGCUGUACACAACUUACUAGCUCAGCUAUCUAUAUCGCCAUGUCACAUAAGGUGGAACCUCCAGCCCGCCGCCAAAUGAGGGCAGCAUUGAGGGACUUGGCCCUCAAGAUCAAGAGCCUGGCAAUUGAUGAACUAGACCUACAGCAAUUGGAACAACUCAAUAUUCGAGUCGAUCUUAUGUCGCUCGACCAAGCUUCACCACACAAACCAUCUUAUUUUGCCCCCUUGGCAGACCACUCAAUCCCAGAUCCCAAGGAUGAUGACCUUCAUGGACCAUAUAACGGAGUAGACGAUGAAACAGACCCAGCUUUUACCAGCCCUGUCGAUCGCGCAUAUGCAAUGGAUAUCCACCUUUCGUCUUACAUCACCUAUUACUCCAUGAAAGCCGAUCAUGAAGGGUAUAGGACCACCUGGUUCUCAAAAUGUGUUGGUGACUCCGCAUUCGAGAAAUCCAGUUUGUACAAGUAUGAACAGCCCGAGUUUGGGUGCUAUCGUAUCGCCGAGCUGAAUGGCCCUACACGUCCACAUGUCAAGGCGGUCAUGUACAAUAAUCUAGUCGCCACAGAUUCCACAAUCCUCUUCGGCGAGUUGAUGCCAAUUCUUCGGAUUAUGCUGACACAGCUUCGGAGACGGAAGUUCAUCCAUGAAAUGGUCUCACCGGUCCUUAUUUUCUCGCUCAUGGGGCUACAAGCCCGAGUGGUCGAAGCAUUCUUCAAGGAUCAGAAUCUGGUGCUGCGUCCGACCAAAAUGUAUGAUUUUAGCCACGGGAACUCCGAUGCCUUCAAAUCACUUGCCCAGUGGUAUAUCUUGGGAGAACCUAUCGGGGAUACUACACAGGCUUCCGGACACAUUGGAGAAUUCGCGGUCGUUUGACAUCGUAUAUGUGUCAACUUCGUGCUUAUGAUUUAUAAUCACGUUGCUCUCUAAUCCUUUUACAUCGUUCAAGCAGGGAGUCAUGGUACAUGGGAGAUUUAUGUCACGUGGAGGAGUUGCAAGGCGUAUGUUUGCUUAUGAAUUACAUGACUAAUGAGGAUGGGUCUGUUUUUUCCUUAUUGUGACGUUUCUCAGUAGCCG